Galleria mellonella (greater wax moth) is the source of this 1228-nucleotide messenger RNA. RefSeq names its product peptidoglycan recognition protein (gene PGRP-S1). Gene Ontology annotation, biological process: peptidoglycan catabolic process; innate immune response. The transcript has 4 exons. Gene Ontology annotation, molecular function: N-acetylmuramoyl-L-alanine amidase activity; peptidoglycan binding; zinc ion binding. The record is from RefSeq and is a predicted model, not a curated record. Lineage: Eukaryota; Metazoa; Arthropoda; Insecta; Lepidoptera; Pyralidae. The coding region runs from base 101 to 679 and encodes 192 amino acids.
UAUCUUGCGGUUCCAACAUGUUUGCAUGCAAAGUAUGAAUAAAGUGAUUCAGUAUAAUUCGUUCUCUUGCUAUAGAUGGUUGCAGUGACUUUGUUCAAUAAUGCAUUUAAUAUAUUGUUUUAUACUUUUUGUCACCGUACAGUGGAGUUAUGUGAAUGGAGACUGCGGAGUGGUGAGUAAGAGCGAGUGGGAUGGACUGAACCCAGCCCAUGUGCAGUACCUCCCCAGGCCUGUAGACCUCGUCAUUAUUGCGCAUACAGUGACGCCCACCUGCAACACCGAUCAGCGCUGCGCUGAGCUCGUGAGGAAUAUACAGACCAACCAAAUAGAGAACCUUGGCUUUUGGGAUAUUGGCUAUAAUUUUAUCAUUGGUGGUAACGGUAAAGUGUACGAGGGCGCCGGGUGGUUACACGUCGGUGCGCAUACUAGAGGUUAUAACAAAAAGUCCUUGGGAAUCGCAUUCCUUGGAAACUUUAACAAUGAUCCUCUGUCAAGUUCUAUGAUUAAUGCACUAAAAGAGCUAUUAAAGUGUGGUGUUGAGAAUGGUCAUCUGACUUCUGACUACCACGUGGUUGCACACCGGCAGCUCAUCGCUACAGAGAGUCCUGGACGGAAGCUCUACAAUGAAAUAAGAUCAUGGCCCAACUGGAUGGAAGAUGUUAGCUCUAUUAAAAACUAAGUUGCUCGCUCGUCAUAUAUUGUUAAGUGUUCAUACAAGGCUCAAAUUGCAUUGUCGUAGGUAUUGAAUAAGAUAAAUAAUAAUGAUAAGACAAUAUAAAGCAAUUUAGUCCCAUGUCAACAUAUAGACACUUCCACUGAACUGCAUUUACAGAAAGGCUGAAUACAAAUUUGAAUACAGAAUUAUUGAUUGAUGAAGAAGAAAAGUUUAUGUAGUCUGUUUCUUCGUAUUACUUUCAUAUUUAUUUGACACUCAUGAAACAUUAAAACAUUGCUAGGUUUUAUGCAUGCUAUAACAAAAAUAUAUUUGUAAAAAAGUGUAAAUGCAUCUUUAAAUUAGGAUUAUAGAUCACUGAGUACUCAUCAAUAUGAAAUAGGUAUAUCGGAUAUUUUAUCAAUGACUUGUAUAUAAUAUAUUCAUAGUAAUUCUGUAAUUGUUUGACUGCAAAAAAUACAUCUUUCUUUUGCAUUUACUACUCAUAUAAUAAAUAUAACAAUAAGAAAUACAGAUUAUUUUUUAUUGAUGCAAAUACAUAAUAUUUGUAACUAA